AUGGUGGGUGGUGAUGCCGCCUCAGCGGUGGAGGAGCUGGUGUCCGGGGUACGGCAGGCGACCGACUUCGCCGAGCAGUUCCGCUCCUACUCGGAGAGCGAGAAGCAAUGGAAGGCCCGCAUGGAGUUCAUCCUGCGCCACCUGCCCGACUACCGCGACCCGCCGGACGGCGGCGGCCGCCUGGACCAGCUGCUGUCCCUCUCCAUGGUCUGGGCCAACCACCUCUUCCUGGGUUGCAGUUACAACAAGGACCUUUUAGAUAAGGUGAUGGAAAUGGCUGAUGGGAUUGAAGUGGAAGACCUGCCACAAUUUACCACCAGAAGUGAGUUAAUGAAAAAGCAUCAAAGCUAA
Molecule: messenger RNA, 351 nt
Organism: Pipistrellus nathusii (Nathusius's pipistrelle)
Lineage: Eukaryota; Metazoa; Chordata; Mammalia; Chiroptera; Vespertilionidae
Source: the annotation of a GenBank genome assembly